Scaptodrosophila lebanonensis is the source of this 996-nucleotide messenger RNA. Its product is annotated as AN1-type zinc finger protein 2A. The transcript has 3 exons. Gene Ontology annotation, biological process: protein targeting to ER; proteasome-mediated ubiquitin-dependent protein catabolic process. Bases 118 to 876 code for a protein of 252 amino acids. Gene Ontology annotation, molecular function: zinc ion binding. NCBI's taxonomy places the organism in Eukaryota, Metazoa, Arthropoda, Insecta, Diptera, Drosophilidae. Gene Ontology annotation, cellular component: cytoplasm; endoplasmic reticulum. The record is from RefSeq and is a predicted model, not a curated record.
GAAUGUUUAGUCAUUGUUGAAUACAUUCUGGAAGCUUUUAUUUAGUCAUAAAGUAGUAUAAAUACAUCACGGUGAUAGAACAAUUAGUUAUUUAAUAAUUACCUGCCGACCGUAAACAUGGAGUUUCCCCACUUGGGUCAACAUUGCAGUGAAGCCACAUGCAACAGACUGGAUUUUUUGCCAGUUAAAUGUGAUUCAUGCCACAAAGUUUUCUGUGUCGCGCACUACAAUUAUGAGCGUCACGACUGCCAAAAUAAAUUCCGUGGAGUUCAGGUGCCAGUCUGUCCACUGUGUGACCAACCAGUUCCCACAGCUCCUGGGGUCGCACCCGACCUCACAGUGAGCCAACAUAUUGACCAACAGUGCAAAUCGGACACCAAGAAAAUCUACACAAAUCGUUGCAGUGCGAAGGGCUGCAAGCGCAAGGAGCUCAUACCUGUGGAAUGCACGCAAUGCCAUCUAAAUUUCUGUUUACGUCAUCGCCACACCAGUGACCACGACUGCCGGUCAGUAAGUGCUGGAACUUCGGCGCCCACUGUGUUCAAGGCGACUUCAUCAACGACUGAUACGCGCUCCAUGGCGGCACGCGCGGCUGAGAAUCGACGCCAAAACAAAACAUCGAAUACGCUCUUUAGUUUAAAUGCGCGACCAACGUCACAACCACAGCGCGCCUCCGCCGCUCAAGUACAAAAUUUACAAGGGAAUAUGACCGAGGAUGAGGCUUUGGCUCGUGCGAUGGCACUGUCCAUGAUGGAAGAGGAGGAAACAGCGGAUGGAAAUCUACGCAAUGAUUUGGCAAACACAGCCCAACGUGUGCCCGUAGGCGGUCGUGAUGCCCAGCAAACAAAUGGCAAAGAUAAAUGCUCACUGUCCUAGUUCCAAAUAAUAAGCCUAUACUGCUGCUAUUGAGACUGUUCAGAAUUCAGAUCAAAUGUGUCGAAAAUGAUUAAAUUCUGCUAAUCAAUUUAUGCAAAAUAAAAAACUUAUUAAAACUGA